UUGACAUCGUGUCCUUGUCGACAAUUUAUAAAAAAAGACUUUUGAGGAACAAGUUGAAGAGGAGAAUAAUAAUAAUGCAGAGUCACGUAGAGGAUGGAUGUAUGAUCUGUACGAACCUCUCGACGGUUUUGACUUUGCCAUUUCCGUAAAAUAAUCUUACAAAUCUUGCUGCAUAAUAGGUGCUUGCUGCUGCACCGUAAACUCAGGUCAGGUCGUGAGCAAAACCGAGUGCUUGUGAUAUUGAUUUGGCAAUGGAAGAAAUCGAACGAGCAAGUGAUGACGAAGAAAGUCAACAAACGGUACGAGCUGUAGUAACUAUUCAAGAAUUCUCGGAACUUGUUGAACCCUUGGCAAGAAAAUGGCUACCAGGAUGGGGGAAGCGGUUAAUACACGGAGUGCCACCACACCUACGGGAGAGGCAGCCCAACAAGCACGUGUACGAUCCGGAGAUCAUUUCCCUUGGCCCUUACCACCACGGAAAAGCAUCGCUCCGCGAGGCAGAGGUAUUUAAGUAUCUUUGCCUGGAUUGGUUCGCGGAGGGCGACGAGAACAAAAAGCUCCAUCUAUACAACAAGGUUCUCGAGAAAAUCGAUGACAUCAGAUCCUGCUAUGCUGACGUCACCAUUGUCGAAGUCGAAAAGUACGAUGACAAGAGACUAGGUAUGAUGAUGCUUUUGGAUGGAUGCUUCAUAAUAAACUUGAUGAACAACUGCACAGGCAUCGAGAACAACAACCACUCGGAUUGGCUUGCGUGUUGCGGUAUGGCUGCAUCCAUCCAAAUCAUGAUUUCCGAUGUCUUUGUGCUCGAGAAUCAAAUCCCUUUCCAGGUUAUACAGUUGUUACUACAGGAGCGCAAACAAGAAACCGUCGAAAGUUUAGUUCAGCGUUUCAUCGGUUGGACCAUGAAGAUGCAGGUCCAAUAUCAGUUCAACAUUGUCAGAGAAAACGAAGAGCCUCCGAUUCACAUAUUGGAAGCUUGUCGAAGAGCAUUUGUCGAAACACCCAAAUCCCGACACAAACGCAAACCCAAACCAAAACCCAAACAGCACACCGGAGUAAUCAGGGAAAAUGAAGAGCUUCCGCCUAUUCACGUCUCGGAGCAGUUGUCCGAACACACAAAUCUCCGCGAAAACGAAGCCAAACAGCCGACUGGAAUAAGAGCGCACAAGUGGUUGCGGUGCGGAUUAUCAAGGAAAAUCUCAGAAGUCGAAGUAUCCCACACGUCGUUUCGUUCGGUCAUGGAUCUGAAAGCAAAGGGCAUUCACUUCAAGCCUAGACGUAGUCACUCGGUCGUGGACGUUACAUUCAAGUCGCAUGCUUUAUUUGGCCAACUUAAACUCCCGAUUCAAUACGUGUCCCCUCAAACCCGAGUCACAUUAUCCAAUUUGAUAGCGUACGAGGUAUCGCCAAACAGUGGGGCGACGCCUGCCGUAUUGGCGUAUGUCAUCUUCAUGAAAUCGCUGGUCGAAACCCCCGCGGAUGUGAAGGAGCUGCAGAGGAAAGGGAUACUGAUAAAUAGUUUCCCCACUCACGAAAAAGCUGUCGAGGUGUUUAGUGAAAUCGAUACGUUUGGAUACGGGGAUAUCGAUACCUUUGCACAAGUCAAGUCUUACGUCGAAGCGCAUUGCAGAAACCGAGCAAAAACGUGGCUCGCGGAUCUGAUUCAUACCCGAUUCGAAACUCCUUGGUCUGCUAUUGCAUUGUUUGCUGCACUUUUCUGCAGACAUGGUAUACCAUGCACCCUUGUGGUUUGCUGCGGUUCCUUCAUUUAA
This is a messenger RNA of Erythranthe guttata (spotted monkey flower), 1772 nucleotides long. RefSeq names its product UPF0481 protein At3g47200. Lineage: Eukaryota; Viridiplantae; Streptophyta; Magnoliopsida; Lamiales; Phrymaceae. The record is from RefSeq and is a predicted model, not a curated record.